AUGUCGGUAACGGAUAUAGAGUUACCAGAUGAUUUCAUUGCUCCAUCGGCUGGCAUAGUGGAUAUUGAACAUAGAAAAGGUGGCGCUAAACGUCACAGGAAAGUGCUCCGUGAUAACAUCCAAGGUAUUACCAAGCCAGCUAUUAGACGUUUGGCUCGUCGUGGCGGUGUAAAACGUAUCUCUGGCCUGAUUUACGAAGAAACUCGUGGUGUUCUGAAGGUGUUUUUGGAAAACGUUAGUCGUGAUGCUGUCACCUACACCGAACAUGCUAAGCGUAAAACCGUCACCGCUAUGGAUGUCGUAUAUGCUUUGAAGAGACAAGGCCGUACCUUGUACGGUUUCGGCGGUUAAAAAAUUCUUGACGCAAU
Messenger RNA from Musca domestica (house fly), 368 nucleotides. RefSeq names its product histone H4-like. Gene Ontology annotation, molecular function: DNA binding; structural constituent of chromatin; protein heterodimerization activity. The coding region runs from base 1 to 351 and encodes 116 amino acids. The transcript has 2 exons. The record is from RefSeq and is a predicted model, not a curated record. Gene Ontology annotation, biological process: nucleosome assembly. NCBI's taxonomy places the organism in Eukaryota, Metazoa, Arthropoda, Insecta, Diptera, Muscidae. Gene Ontology annotation, cellular component: nucleosome.